This is a messenger RNA of Mesitornis unicolor (brown roatelo), 1804 nucleotides long. Its product is annotated as cAMP-dependent protein kinase type II-beta regulatory subunit-like. Bases 1 to 1662 code for a protein of 553 amino acids. The record is from RefSeq and is a predicted model, not a curated record. NCBI's taxonomy places the organism in Eukaryota, Metazoa, Chordata, Aves, Mesitornithiformes, Mesitornithidae. The transcript has 15 exons.
AUGGCUGGGGACUGCGGGGGACAGAUGCACCAGUAUGAGAGAGCGGAGGCUCUGUAUAUGGUGUAUCCACCAUUCUCUGGAUCCCAAGGGCUGCUCAUGCUGGGCAUUGGGACAUUAACACCAAUAAUGUGCUCAGGGCUACGAUCGACAGCGUUUUUCUUUUAUGCAUUUGGCUGUCUGCAGUUCCUGCAGCUCACCAACAUGCUGAAGGUAGAUGCUGCUCAUGUUAAACAUUUGGAAAUAUUUUUUCCGGUGAUCGAUCAUACUGCUAUUGACAAGUUUUUCACCCUGUCUUGGUCGAAUCAGUUCAGUCCGCUGGCAGGACACAGAGACAAGGUUGUCAGAGCAAAUAGUUUUGGCUUUGUCCCUAACCUCCCUACUGUCACUCCUUGCGUAUGUUCUCAGAGAGGCCCUACCACUGUUGCCGAUUGGCUUGGCCUUGGCCAGCAGCGUGUCCAGCUUGGAACGCUACCUGCGUUGUCCUGGACACUGUGGUGUGUGUUUGUGCUGGUUUUUGCUAGCCAGAUAGAUGAAGCCAAGCAGAAGUGUCCUACCAUCAGCCAGAAGCCUGGUUGUUUUUUUAGCUCCAUCUUGACAAACUACACAAUUAUGGAAAGAACUGAAGUAGGACUUGAAAGAGGACUAAGCACUAUGGAAAUCUUUGACCCAGCGAUGAGUGUGCAAGCUGUGAUGCAGAGUGCUUUGGCCUCUGGAGUACAGGAAGAUUGUAUUUUUGUUUUUAUUUCAGUGUGCGCAGAAACUUACAAUCCUGAUGAGGAAGAGGAUGAUGCAGAAUCUAGGAUUAUUCACCCUAAAACAGAUGAUCAAAGAAACAGACUGCAGGAGGCAUGCAAGGACAUUCUUCUUUUUAAAAACCUGGAUCCGGAACAGAUGUCUCAGGUGUUGGAUGCAAUGUUCGAAAAGCAGGUUGAAGGAGGGGAACAUGUCAUUGAUCAAGGGGAUGAUGGUGACAACUUCUACGUCAUUGACAGAGGUACAUAUGAUAUUUAUGUAAAAUGUGAUGGUGUUGGGAGGUGUGUUGGAACCUAUGAUAACCGAGGGAGUUUUGGCGAGUUGGCCUUAAUGUACAAUACACCCAGAGCAGCUACAAUUAUAGCUACCUCGCCUGGUGCCAUCUGGGGUUUGGACAGGGUAACGUUCCGAAGAAUCAUUGUGAAAAAUAAUGCCAAAAAGAGAAGAAUGUAUGAAAAUUUUAUUGAGUCAUUGCCAUUCCUUAAAUCUUUAGAAGUAUCGGAGCGUUUAAAAGUGGUUGAUGUGAUUGGCACCAAAGUGUACAAAGAUGGAGAACAAAUAAUUGCUCAGGGUGACUUGGCUGAUUCUUUCUUCAUUGUGGAAUCCGGAGAAGUAAGGAUUAUAAUGACAAGGAAGGGUAAACAAGAUGUAGAAGAAAAUGGAGCAGUUGAAAUAGCUCGAUGCUCAAGAGGACAGUAUUUUGGAGAACUUGCUCUUGUAACUAACAAACCACGAGCCGCUUCUGCAUUUGCUCUUGGCACGGUCAAAUGUUUAGUUAUGGAUGUGCAGGCAUUUGAAAGGCUUUUGGGACCUUGUAAGGAAAUUCUGAAAAGAAACAUUGCAAACUAUGAAGAGCAGCUAGUUGCUCUGUUUGGAUCAAACAUGGACAUUGCUGAUACCAGUGCAUGAACUAAACAUCGGACCAGCGAGAUCUGUUACGAAGAACAUAGCACAGUAGUGGUUAGUCCACUAAGAAAUUGUCUCUCUUCCUAUAGAUGCCAAGCAUUUUUUGUGAUUUUAAGAGUGGGUUUGGGGGGUAUUUUUUUGAUUU